Messenger RNA from Closterium sp. NIES-67, 3306 nucleotides. NCBI's taxonomy places the organism in Eukaryota, Viridiplantae, Streptophyta, Zygnematophyceae, Desmidiales, Closteriaceae. The record is from the annotation of a GenBank genome assembly.
AAGGAAAGUGUCGAACUUGGUGUGGUGCUGAGAGACAGCAACAGCAGCAAGUGUGUACUCUGUAUUCUUCUCCAUCGUUUCUUCCAUGGAUAUCCGUCCUGCUUGUACUCGAAGUGCCCGCAGGUUCCGCCUAUAUGAAACACCAUCGCAAUAACUUAUUGCUCCCUCCAGCGUCUACUACAGAACUAGACCGAACGGGUAUUUCGGCGACUACUAGUAGCCUCUAGCUACAUCUAUCUAUUGAAGUCCCCAGCCUACUACUCAACGAGUCGCGAGUACUAAUCUCUAGCUUCUGUGCGGUCAAUCGGCAGCGAGGCGGAUACUACUAUCCCCGAAAAUGAGAGGUGGAAUAUACAUCGAGUGAUACGUGACAAGAAAACUGCUUGCAUAUCAUGUCAUUUUCGCUCGGAAAUCUGCUAUGCAUAUAACCAGCCGUGAACCAUUUACAUCGCAGAACGAAGCCGCAUAGUAGCUCGUAUAACGUGCAGGGCCCGUAGUAGUAGUUCUACUGGUACCACUGCGACGUACGCAGUGUAGCAGCGGCCUGCCUGAGGCACGUCCAUUCGCCACCUGGCCGGCGUUGUCCACCAUGUCAUGUUCGGCGAGGCGCCUGAUGAUGUUCCUCCAGGGUAUUUGUCUCGAGCCAACGGGCGAGUAAACACUUCUUACUAGAACGCGUACUGUCUACUUAACGCUGUACUACGUUGUACAACAACGCACCGGGGUUUCUACCCGUGGCCUCCGCAACGAAGGUACUACUAGUGCGCGCCGGGCGACCAGACGAUUCCACGUCAGAGCCUGCUAGAGACGGGACGGCAAAAGGUCGAGCUGCUGCGACGACUCAGAAAUUGAUGGGUAAUUGCCUAAGAACGAGCCACAGUAACGCGCCGAUCGUUUCCAAGCCCUCUGCGGAAAAGUCGCCGCUCAACUUGAAGGGCCUCGAGUCGUCGAUUCAAAAGGCUUCUUCAUCCCCUUCCGCCGGCGGCGAAGACAGAGCUCCGCUUGGAUCAGCUGAGGCGCCUGGACCCGGUCCGGUCUCUUCCGCCUCCCUUCCCCCAGCUGCAGCCGCCGCGGGGACCGCUACUAGUAGCGCUUCCACCGUUUCUCCGCCCGCGGCAAGCGCGUCCCCCGAGUCGGCAGAAGUAGAAAAAUCCGCGAGGCCCGAGGGUCCUAGUAAAGCGCAGGUUUCCGCGCAAGUUGCGCCCGCGCUUCCCCCUGAUUCAUCCGGGCAGUCCGUGAAAGAAUUUUCUCAAGGAGGGGACCAUGGCGUUGGCGGGGAGGUGGCUGGCGCGGGCAUGGACGGCGGAACGGGGGGCUGGGCGGCGAAAUUGGCGGAGCCAGGCGGAGUGAGGAAGGGUUCCGCCAAGGUGCUUCCGCCCACGCCCAUGUUCGCGCAUCUGGGGAACGUGCGGAAAGCGGGAAGCGGAGCGGCGCACGCGGGGGCGAAGGCACAGGCGCACGCGCUUAAGCCCGCGCGGAACGGGUCGGCCGCGCGGAACGAAGAGGGGGACAGCGGGGGAAGCGGAAGAGAAUCGGGCAGACUGUGGGGAUUCCGGGGCUCCGCGGGCGGAAGUAGCGGAUCGGGCAGGGGCAUGGGCGCAGCAGCAGCAGGGGCGGUGGCGCAAGCGCGGGACGUGUGCUCGCUGCACGCGGGGCGCCCCCUGGCGAUGAUGGGUGCGGGGGAUAGAAGCAUAGGCGGAGGGGGGAGUGCGGGCGGAAGGGGACCCGCGGCCGGGGCGGGGAGCAAGGCGAGCAGGCGGAGCUUGACAGCAGCGCAGAUAUCCGAACAGGCGAGCGCCCUGCGCGGCAGUCGCAGCAUGUGCGAGCUGCUGCGCGUGCAGCAGCGGGGCAAGGGCCGCCACCUGCUCGUCAUGGCGCACGGCUUUGGUGCCAACCACACUCAAUGGAUGGAUGUGGUGGAGCUCGUGAGUCCGCACCGCUUCACAGUGUUGCUCUUCGACUUCAUUGGCGCACACGGGUCGAAGUACGACCUGUUUGACCCGGUGCGCUACGCGUCGCUCAAGGGCUUUGCUGAUGACGUGGCUCUGCUGCUGGACGAGCUGGGCAUUCAGGCCUCCUCCUCCGCGUGGCAGGAGGUGACGUUCAUCGGGUACCAGCAGGCGGGCAUAGUGGGGUUGCUGCUCGCACUGCAGCGCCCAGACCUCGUUCACAGAGUCAUCACACUCGCUGCCUCACCCAGGCUGCUAUCGGCCGUGGGGUAUGCGAGUGGCUUCGAGCUGCAGGACCUGGACCAGGUGUUUGGCGUCAUGCAGUCCAACUAUGCGAUGUGGGCGUCGGGCUGCAUGCCGGUGCUGACAGCUGACGACAUCCGGCUGCCGCACGUGCGCGACUUCACCCGCCCGCUCUUCUCCCUGCGCCCCGACGUCGCCUUCGCGCUGCUUAAAACCACCUUUGCAUGCGACGUGCGCGCGGUUCUGAAAGAGGUCCUAGUGCAGACCCAUAUGCUGCUGAUCGCACUCGACCCCACGGUACCGCAGUCCACCGCACAGCACAUGCUUGCAUCCAUCCCCAACUCGUACGCGGAGAUACUAGCUGUCACCUCGCUGCACGUGCGGCCAGAUGUCGUCGCCACAAGCAUCCUGCGCCACAUCAGCAUGCCGCUGCGGGACGCCCUCAGCCUCUCGUGCCGCCAGACUGUCAGCAGGCGAUUCGCCAUCCCUUCGUCCAUGCUGCCGCCGGCCAGAGUGGUGGAAGAGGAGACGUGGGACUGAGGGGGUUCGCAGACGGCUCAAAAUCAAGUCUUGAGCAUUUUUAAAGGUUUAGAUUCGCCAUCCCUUCGUCGUGCUGCCCCCCUGGCGGAAGUGGUGGAAGAGAGGGGCUGGAGAGAACGGAGAGGGAAGGUGUGUUUGCAAGGGGUAACCUCUCUGCCAGCCCUUGGUUUACCUGUGCCGAGAGCAAGAAAGUGACGGAUGGCACACAGGCGGGUGAGAGUGAGGGGGAGUGGGAGUGGGGAUGGGAUGUGAGGGGGAGUGAGGGGGAGUGGGCGUGAGGGGGUGGGAGAAGGCGGAGUGGGAGUGAGGGGAUGGGAUGGAGAUGGAGUGGGGAUGAGGGGGUGAGGCUAAGACGGAGUGGGAGUCUGGGGCUAGCCGCUAGCUCUGAGAGGGAGUGGCGGGGCCUAUUAGGGCCCUGAGGGGGGCUGGGCAAUGGACUCAUGGUGGAGCAGACAAAGUGUAUGGCUUUAAAACCACAAGCUAAAAAAGCACACCUGGGGCUCACCUGAAAGUUGUUUUUUUUUGGGUUGCAGAGCAACCUACUGCAAUCGAUCAGACCAAUUUUUUUUUUUCA